Molecule: messenger RNA, 2190 nt
Organism: Stegastes partitus (bicolor damselfish)
Lineage: Eukaryota; Metazoa; Chordata; Actinopteri; Pomacentridae
Product: glial fibrillary acidic protein
Exons: 12
Coding region: 1-2190 (729 amino acids)
Biological process (GO): intermediate filament organization
Cellular component (GO): cytoplasm; intermediate filament
Molecular function (GO): structural constituent of cytoskeleton
Source: RefSeq, a predicted model, not a curated record
AUGAGUCGCAGCCCGGAGAGGAUCUCAUCCUACCGCCGUCACUUUGAGGACAGCAGCAGCUCGACCUACCAGGUCAGGGUGUCCAGCCCGUCCCCCACCAGGAGAGACGCCCGCCAUGCCUCGUCCGGCUACUCAUCCAGAGCCGGCAGCAUGCGUGUCGAAUCAGUGGGACGAAGGACCGUCUCAGCUGCACGAAAAUCUACACGCAUGGUCGGAGCAGGUGUGAGUGCAGGAGCCAUGGUGUGUGUUGGGCCUAGUGGAGAGCCUGCAAUAGACCUGGAUGUGGCUGCAGCUGAGAACCAGGACUUCCUUAACACUCGCACAAGCGAAAGACAGGAGAUGAUUGUCCUCAAUGACAGACUGGCUGUAUAUAUUGAAAAGGUUCGAUCACUUGAGCAGCAAAACAAGUUACUGGAAGCAGAGAUUGAGGCCUACCAGAACCGGUUUGAGAAGCCAACAGGUCUGCGUCUACUGUAUGAGGAACAGCUGAAGGAGCUGAAAAAGACUGCUGACCAGAUGAGAGUUCAGCGGGACAUUUCCUUGGCGGCUAAGGAGUCAACAGCUGCUCAACUAGAGGCAAUGAAAAUCAAAUACGAGGAGGCAGUGGAGCUGAGGAAGAAAGCCGAGUUAGACAUCGAAACCUUCCGUCCAGAUGUCGACAAAGCCACCUCCUCUCGCAUCGCCCUGGAGAAGAAGCUGGAGCAGCUGGAAAUUGAAAUUGAAUUCUUAAAACGGAUCCAUCAGCAGGAAAUUGAUGAGCUCAUGAAACAAAUCUACGCAGCUCACGCCUCAGCUGAGAGUGCGUUCGCGCUGCCUGAUCUGGCUGCUGCACUGAAACAAAUCCAAACUCAGUAUGAUGACAUUGCAGCCAAAAAUCUCCAGGAAAUGGAUUCAUGGUAUAAAAACAAGUUUGAAGAUAUAACCAAAAAGACCUCAAGACACGUUGAUACAGUUCGAGGCAUUAGAGAAGAGAUAGCAGGUGCCAAAAAGGACAUCCAAAGCAAAGAACGAGACUUGGAUUCAAUCAGGAGCAGGAAUGAAGCUCUCGAAGCCCAGAUCAAAGAGAUGCAAGAAAAGUACAGGAAGGAACUGGAAGACCUGCAGGCUCGGAUUGAAGCCCUGCAGCUUGAACUGAAAUCCACCAAGGAGAAAAUUGCACUGCACCUGCGUGAGUACCAGGACCUUCUGAAUAUCAAGAUGGCUCUGGAGAUUGAGAUCACAACCUAUAGAAAAUUGAUUGAAGGAGAGGACCUGCGGCUCUUGGGCAUGAUGCAAACCCUGUCUCUCGCCAGCUGUAGCAUGAACGCCAUUGGUGCUGGGAUGAGCGUCAGUGGAGGCGCCGUGGGCGGUGUGAGUGGUGUGGGACUGACAGGAGGUAGCAGUGGAGGUGUUGGAGGCAUGGGGAGUGGAAUAGGAAUGGGUGGAGGCACAGUGGCAGGAGGUCUGGGUGGAAGAAUGGGUGCUGAAGGUACCAAUGGCAGAAAGGGUCUUGCUGGUAGGGCAGGUGGGGCAGACGCAACUGGUGGUCUUGGAUUGGGAGCUGGGGGUUUAGGUGGCGGUGUCGAACCUAGUGCUGGGGGUGUGGGUUUGGGUGCUGGUGCUGGAGGCUUGGGUGCCGGUGCUGGAGGUUUGGGUACUGGUGCUGGAGGCUUUGGUGCUGGAGGUUUGGGUACUGGUGUUGGGGGUAAGGGUGACAGCAGUGUGGGUGGUGUUAGAAUGGGUGCAGGAGGUGACACUGCAGAUUCAGGGGGCAUGGGUGCCAGUGGCACUGGGUUUGGUGGAGGAAAUGGUGUUGGAGGUAAAGGAAUAUGCGAUGGAGUUAGUGGAGGAAUAAGUGCAGAUCGAAGUAAAGGCCGUGGAGUGGGUCCUGCUGGAAUGGUUGGUGGAAUCGGAGGCAGUGGAGGAACUGAGGGUAUGGGUGGGGAAGACAUAGGUAUUGCUCCAUCAGGCCCAGGUGAAAUAGGAAAGGUUGGAGGAAGCAAGGGUGGUGUGAGUGGUUCCGGGAUUGGAUAUGGAUCAGAUGGAUAUGAUGGCAACAUUGAGGCCUAUGCAGAGCAGGCUGUGGAGCUGACAGAGCGAAGGACAGUGCUUAUUAGGACGGUUAAAAGUGAGGACGAUGUGCUGGAGAUGGACCACCAGGAACAGACCUACACCAUCACCGGUGCAGCCGAUGACUCUGACAACGAAUGA